Molecule: messenger RNA, 1263 nt
Organism: Fusarium vanettenii 77-13-4
Lineage: Eukaryota; Fungi; Ascomycota; Sordariomycetes; Hypocreales; Nectriaceae
Exons: 2
Coding region: 1-1263 (420 amino acids)
Biological process (GO): transmembrane transport
Cellular component (GO): fungal-type vacuole membrane
Molecular function (GO): transmembrane transporter activity
Source: RefSeq, a predicted model, not a curated record
AUGGAGGCACAAGAUCUCGAGAGGAUUGGAACGAGAAGAACUCACCAAUCGUCAAUCGUCCUGCCAGAACCUCCAGACGGCGGUGUACGGGCAUGGACACAAGUUGCCAUGGGCUGGAUUGUCAUUUUCACAACCUGGGGCUAUGUCAACUCUUUUGGAAGUUUUCAAUCCUACUACACAUCGGUGCUGCCUCAAUCAUCUUUUGAUAUUUCGUGGAUUGGCUCGUUACAAGUCUGGUUAACCUUCUUCGGGAGUGCCUUUUCUGGCAGACUCCUCGAUGCUGGGCUCUUUGUUCCAACCUUUCUCAUUGGCUCUACGAUGCAGCUUCUUGGAAUUUUUCUAAUGAGUGUUUCGACAAAAUACUGGCAAUUGAUGCUUACUCAAGGUAUUCUGACUGGCUUUGGUGGAGGCAUCAUAUUUGCCCCGUCACUCGCCUUGGUCGCCACAUAUUUUGACAAACAUCGAGGCAUCGCAAUUGGACUUGUGACAACUGGAAACUCUAUCGGUGGCCUUGUAUAUCCACUUGUCGUCCGGGAACUGCUUCCCAUACUGGGAAUGCCUUGGACAACUAGAGUGCUUGGCUUCAUCAACUUGACAGGGUUUUGCUUUGUGGCUGUCUUUAUGCGUCCAAGACUUCCCCCACGCAAGUCUGGACCAAUCAUUGACUGGGAUGCCUUUAAGGACAAACUCUACAUCUCUUAUGUGGCAGGCCUGUUCUUUUUCGUCUUGCCCGUCUACUACACCUUCUAUUAUCUCGCUUCGUAUGGCCGAGAUGCCCUGGGUCUUUCAUACUCUGAUGCUUCGCUCCUCACCACCCUCAUCAACGGUGCGGGCCUACCUGCACGAGUUCUGGUACCGAUCAUCGCCGACCGCAUUGGGCCACUCAACACGAUAGCCCCAGCUGGAUUUUGCGUGGCUGUCGUUGCCUUUUCUUGGCUAGCAGUCCACGACAUAACGGGCAUCUGGAUUUUCACAACCUUUUAUGGCCUUGCUUCUGGUGCAUUCCAAAGUCUCAUGCCAACUGGAGUCGCAAGUAUCACAAAGAGACUGGAUGCCAUGGGCACACGAAUCGGCAUGUGUUUUAGCAUCAUCUCAUUUGCCGGAUUGACUGGUCCUCCCAUUGGUGGCCGUAUUCAGUCUGCAACAAAAGACGACUACACUGGUGCGCAUAUCUGGGCUGCUCUCUGUAGUUCGGUUUGCGUUGGCUUGCUUCUAUUGGCUCGAGUGCUGAAGGUAGGAUGCAAACCACAUGUCAAGUGCUAA